AUGAGCACUUUCGGCACGCUUUUCAAAGUCACCACCUACGGCGAGUCGCACUGCAAAUCUGUGGGCUGCAUUGUUGACGGAGUUCCGCCCGGAAUGGAUCUCGAUGAGUCCGAUAUUCAGCCCCAGCUGACCCGUCGAAGACCUGGCCAGUCGGCUCUGACCACUCCUCGAAACGAGCGAGAUGCGGUUGCUAUCCAGAGUGGAACCGAGUACGGCAAGACUCUGGGUACCCCCAUUGCCAUGCUGGUUCAGAACAAGGACCAGCGACCCCACGACUACUCGGAGAUGGACGACUACCCCCGACCUUCUCAUGCCGACUACACCUACCAGGAGAAGUACGGAAUCAAGGCCUCUUCUGGAGGCGGCCGAUCUUCUGCACGAGAGACUAUUGGCCGAGUUGCUGCUGGAGCUAUUGCCGACAAGUACCUGGCUGCUGUCAACGACAUUGAGAUUGUUGCCUUUGUGUCCCAGGUCGGCGAUGUUUCCAUGGACCGAUCUCCCAGAAACGAGCAGUGGAUUUCCACUCUGGAGGGCGUCACUCGAGAGGGCAUUGAUUCCACCGGCCCCAUGCGAUGUCCCGAUCUGGCCCUCGGAGAGAAGAUGGUCAAGAUUGUGGAGGAGCACAGAGACUCGCAUGACUCCGUUGGAGGAGUUGUCACCUGUGUGAUCCGGAACUGCCCCGUCGGUCUCGGCGAGCCCUGUUUCGACAAGCUGGAAGCCACUCUCGCCCACGCCAUGAUGUCCAUCCCCGCCACCAAGGGCUUUGAGUUUGGUUCUGGCUUUGCCGGAGCUGCCAUGUCUGGAUCCAAGCACAACGACAUGUUCUACAAGGACGUGGCCUCCGGCCGGUUCCGAACCCGAACCAACUACUCCGGAGGCGUCCAGGGCGGAAUCUCCAACGGCGAGAACAUCUACUUCAACAUUGCCUUCAAGCCCCCGGCCACCAUUUCUCAGGAGCAGGCCACUGCCACCUACGCCGGUAAGGACGGUGUGCUGGCUGCCAAGGGCCGACACGAUCCCAACGUUGUGCCCCGAGCCGUUCCCAUCGUUGAGGCCAUGGCCGCUCUGGUCAUUGCUGACGCCCACCUCAUUCAGGAGUCCAGAAAGGGCGCAAAGUCCUUUUUCUAA
Messenger RNA from Yarrowia lipolytica CLIB122, 1128 nucleotides. RefSeq lists its product as uncharacterized. Gene Ontology annotation, cellular component: cytosol. The record is from RefSeq and is a predicted model, not a curated record. NCBI's taxonomy places the organism in Eukaryota, Fungi, Ascomycota, Dipodascomycetes, Dipodascales. Gene Ontology annotation, molecular function: FMN binding; chorismate synthase activity. Gene Ontology annotation, biological process: aromatic amino acid biosynthetic process; chorismate biosynthetic process.